AUGUAAAAUAGUUCAUUGUGUAUAGGCUUCUCAAUGAUCUCUACAUUUAAGAAGGAAUAUAAGAUGAUCCUUUCUCACUUGUUUCAGUAGUACUAAAAGAUAUAAGAUAAGUUAUCGUUGAAGUAUGAAAAAUGUUGAAAAUAGAGUACCAUAUUGCAAUCACUUUAAACUUGCUAAGAUAUUUAAAAUAAGUGAGAUAAAUUAGGGGGAUAGUUUAAAAAUUGACUACUACUAUGAUGGUCUUAAUGGAGAGCAGGUGAAAAUAAUAAUGAAGGAGCCUGAAGGGAAACACGAUGGUUUUAUUUAAGAUUUCAAACUUGAGUAAUAAGACGUGGUGAUGGCAAAAUAAGUGUUACAAUGUCUAAUCGAAACAUUUCAUUGGACGGCUAACUUUGGGUAUUUUGUUGCAUUAGAUUAAGGCAGUUUUUGGAUCCCAUAAGAGAAAACUUUAUUUAUCAUAAGGAGUAAGAUUUCUUUUUGCUAAUUCCAACAUUUAAAUUGAUUACCAAAUAUUUAGUUAAAGAUAAGUUAGAGUUUAGUUGGGAGAAGUUUGUCAAUUACAGACAAUAAGCGUAUUAAAAUGCGGUAAAGAAUAAACAAUAAUAGGAAGACUUAUAUUUUUUUUUAGGAAUUUUUGGACACCUUCUUACCUUUUGUGAAGGAACAAGAUGAGGACAAACAUUUUUAUAAAAAGUAAUUUGCGAUUUUACCGAGGAGGAUUCAGGAUAUUGAAGGAAUAUUGGAAAUUAAUGACACUUAUGUUGGAGUUGACAGUUUGUAUUCAGAGGAUUCAGUAAAAAAGAAGUCAUGGCGAUAUAGUUUUAAAUAGAGCAUGAUCCUGUAUUAAUUAGACUCGAACGAAGAGCUUCGUGAUUUAUUUUUAGAGAAGAAAAGAAUUGAUUAGGAGCAAUAUCGGAUUGGGAAACAAUCUCCUAAUAUUACAACUUAGACUGAGAAUUUGCUUGCAUUUUUAAGAGCUUUAACAGACAUAAAGUCAGAGAGUCAUGAUGUGUUGACGAGCUUUGCAUAAAAGAUCAAGCCUUAUUUGGAUACCAGAGAGGAUUUAACAUUUACGAACAAUCGAGUGGCUGCUGUUUUCAGACCUAAUUACAAACCUGUUAUGAAUAAAAAUAAGAUGAUAGAUAUUGCGAAGUAAUAACAACAAGACAAAUCAAAAGUUGACAAAUAGAAAAUUGAUAUUGAGCAAAAUAAUGGUUAUUUUGAUUUUGUCUGGCAAUCGGACAUAAAUUCAUUGAAUAUCAUUUCCUAAUUUAUCCAAUCAGGUAGGAAUGGAGGGGAUCCUCAAAGCUCUAUGAAAUUUGGUGCUGAUGGCAAACAGUUGAUUUUAAAAUACAAAUUCGAAUUGUUGGAACAAAAGAAUUGCUUCAUUGUGAGAACUUUGAUUCCAGAAAUCCUGUUUACAAUAGAAACUGCAGAUGACAUAAUGUUCUUGGUGAAUGUUCUUUAGAAGGAACAAGGGUAGACAAAUUUGUAUGUGGAUGACAACAGAAGACUUAUGUUAUAUUCAUCGAUAGUUCUGGUAAAUGAUUAAUCAAUGUUAGGGCUAAAAAAUAGAGAUACUGAGUGCCAUAGUGAAGAUCAUCGACAUACAUCAAAUUUAUUUUUAUUUAAUUCUGGAAUUCUAUGCUAAGAACAUAGCCAUGGGUAGAUGUGUCAGAGAGUUGAAAUACUAACAUUUUGUUAGGGAGUUGUUGCAUUAUGUGCAAGAUUAUGAGAAUGAUUUUGAGAGUCAGAUGAAAAACAUAAUGAGUGAUAAGAUACAAAUUGGAUUUUGA
This is a messenger RNA of Paramecium octaurelia, 1796 nucleotides long. The record is from the annotation of a GenBank genome assembly. Lineage: Eukaryota; Ciliophora; Oligohymenophorea; Peniculida; Parameciidae.